AACUUCCAAUUAAGAGUAUAUUUCUAUUUUCGCCGACCAACUUGGAAUGAUGCGGUCGUUGUUGCUUCGAGUAGUAACUAAGAGAAUUAGAUACACUUCUCUGUAUAGAACUUUCUCAAAAUGUUCUUCAGAUUCCUUUGGAAGCAGAGGGGAAACCUUGAAGACUUUUAAGAUUCGCCCGUACCAGUCAUAUACUUCCAACGCAAGGGGCAAAGGUUUGUCUCAGAUUUGUUCGUUGAGUACUUCAUCUUCUGCACAUCCUUCACCGAAAUCAGGUCAAGUUAAUACAGUUUCUGAACCCGUUGCGUCAAACUUCCACUUGGAGAAUGCUUCAGACAACUUGGGUUCUUUGGAUUCACUUCCUAACCAGGCUUUAGAAGAGAUAGAGUCCAACUGGUUUGAUCCAAUGGUUUAUCUGAUACAUAGGCUUCACGAGGCGACGGGUUGGCCGUGGUUUGCUUUACUGGCUGGAAUGACUUGGUCUAUUCGCUUAAUGAUGCUUCCUCUGACUUUGGGAUCGUUGCGAACUUCUGCCUUACUGAACUCGUUACAACCACAGUUGAAAGAUAUUCAAGAUAAGAUUUCACGUGCUAAAGAAAGAGGCAACUCCGAGAAGGUGGAAGAAUAUAAUAAGAAAUAUAUGGAAAUUCUGAGAGUGAACAAGGCCAAUCCUAUGAAAGCACUCUUUGCGCCACUUGCACAGACUCCCGUUUUUAUUGCCUUUUUCUUCAGUUUGAGAAAAUUGUCACAGAUUGAGCCCACCUUCUCCAGCGGUGGAACUUUGUGGUUUACAGAUCUUAGUGCGCCAGAUCCAUAUUAUAUUCUUCCAGUAGCUUGUAGUAGUAUUUUGUUAACGACUCUUCAGUUUGGAGGAGAAACAGCGUCGACUGCUACCAGUAGAACAGCAUUCAAUAUGAUGCGUUUGAUGGCUCUCAGUAUUAUACCCUUUACUUAUCAAAUGCCGAGUGCUUUGUUUUGUUAUUGGGUACCUAACAAUUUAUUUUCAUUGGCUCAAACUUUAUUAUUCAAAGUUCCAACAGUACGAAAGGUUCUUAAAUUGCCCGACAAGAGGAAAAAAGGAGACUCUACAAAGGAUAGUCAUGCGAAACAAGAUGAACAGACAACAUUUGAUCAUUUAUAUUCUCAAGCAGGUUCGAAAGCUGAACGAGAGGCAUUGGCAGCAUUGUCUUAUAAUUCAGCAAGAGAAGGAACGAAUCCUAUUCUUGUCGCUGCAAAACAAGGAAUGAAGCCUCGACUCUUAGAAAAGAAAACUCGAGUACCGAGAUGAAUGAAAAGCCAAACGAUUGGAUGCCAACUGAUUUCUCAAGAAUUCCGUGUUGGUUUCCAAAUAUUUCGUCGCAGUCCCAUAAUACUUUUUUAUAGUGAAAUAUGGUGUUUAAGAUAAUUCUUUCACAACUUUGGAUAUCUUCCAACCGAAUCAUUUUAGAGAGGGAAACAUACAUUGCAAUCGAAUGCAAGAUUUUGAUUGAU
This is a messenger RNA of Galdieria sulphuraria, 1491 nucleotides long. RefSeq names its product preprotein translocase, Oxa1 family. Gene Ontology annotation, biological process: mitochondrial respiratory chain complex IV assembly; protein insertion into mitochondrial inner membrane from matrix. Gene Ontology annotation, molecular function: membrane insertase activity. Bases 47 to 1288 code for a protein of 413 amino acids. The record is from RefSeq and is a predicted model, not a curated record. The transcript has a single exon. Gene Ontology annotation, cellular component: mitochondrial inner membrane. NCBI's taxonomy places the organism in Eukaryota, Rhodophyta, Bangiophyceae, Galdieriales, Galdieriaceae.